This is a messenger RNA of Drosophila santomea, 393 nucleotides long. Its product is annotated as larval cuticle protein 65Ab1-like. Lineage: Eukaryota; Metazoa; Arthropoda; Insecta; Diptera; Drosophilidae. The record is from RefSeq and is a predicted model, not a curated record. Gene Ontology annotation, cellular component: chitin-based extracellular matrix. Bases 23 to 337 code for a protein of 104 amino acids. Gene Ontology annotation, molecular function: structural constituent of chitin-based larval cuticle. The transcript has a single exon.
CAACUUUCUAUCCAGCUCCAACAUGAAGUUCCUCUUCGUUUUCGUCGCCCUCUUCGCCAUGGCCUUGGCCCGCCCCAACGACGUCGUGGUCCUGAAGAGUGAUUCCGAUGUCGGACCAGACACGUGGAGCUCCGACGUGGAGACUAGCGAUGGCACCAGCAUCAGCCAGAAGGGAGUCCUUAAGGACAUUGGCACUGAACACGAGGCCGCUGUCGUUCACGGAUCCUUCUCCUGGGUGGAUGAGAAGAGCGGCGAGAAGUUCACCAUCACCUACGUGGCCGACGAGAACGGAUACCAGCCCGUGGGCGCCCAUCUGCCCGUGGCCCCAGUUGCUUAAGAUUAUUCCGAACACGAUCAAAAUAUUAAUAAUAAAUCAAAAUGCUUUAAAUUAAA